This is a messenger RNA of Branchiostoma floridae (Florida lancelet), 1036 nucleotides long. Its product is annotated as poly [ADP-ribose] polymerase tankyrase-2-like. NCBI's taxonomy places the organism in Eukaryota, Metazoa, Chordata, Leptocardii, Amphioxiformes, Branchiostomatidae. The record is from RefSeq and is a predicted model, not a curated record. The transcript is spliced from 4 exons. Gene Ontology annotation, molecular function: protein binding. Bases 71 to 667 code for a protein of 198 amino acids.
CAUGGUUCUUCAGUUCAAACUCAGACAGAACGCGCGCAAGGUGUCGACAAAAGUGGUUCUUUAGAACGAUAUGGCGGAAAUGGCAAAUGAACUUCUGUUGUAUGCUGCGGAGAACGGAUCGCUUGAAGGUGUUAAAACAGCUUUGAAAGCAGGUGCGGACAUUGACUGUGACCAGCCGGCCGACAGCGAUAUAAUAAGGAGUGGCACACCAUUGUACCAUGCCUCUUUCAAUGGACAUGUAGACAUCGUGAAAUUGCUGCUCCGCAAGGAGGCGUCUGUGGCGAAGAGAACCAGGUUCUCGUUUGCGACCCUCCAUGCAGCAGCGAACGGAGGACGGACAGAAGUGGUGGACUUGCUGGUGCAGCAUGGUGCAACGUUAGACAUACGGGACGCCUGGCAGUAUACACCGCUGAUGUGCGCCUCUAUGUACAAACACGUCGGCACAGUUCGGCGGCUGAUAGAGCACGGGGCAAGGGCUGAUCUGACUGACGGCCCCGGUCGUUCUCUGGUAGCCCAGAGGUACUGCGAGUUGGGGAUGGAAAUUGGAAGACAUGGAAGUGAAGAGUGUUUGAAGCUGUUAGAAGAUGCGAGGAAGUCCAAGCUGUUGAGAUGCUGCAACCCCAAGUGCGGCAAGCCAGGCUACAGGUUAAUAGAUUUACGGUUUUAAAGUGCAUUUUCGCGCUUUAACGUUACCUCCAGAAUUCAUCCUGCGAUUGCGAUGCUAUUUGGUACAUGGGUUGAUGUUGCUAUCCUGGCGGUCAGGUUUCGUUCUGGGCUCCCUGGUGGUUGAAGUUGAUGGUUUUGGCUCUGGGCAUAAUGUUCAGUCACUAUUUUGUGUGAUAGGUUGCUUAACGUGUAAAGAAGAAUUGAUGUAGGUUUGGGCCCUAGCAGCUUGCUCAGGAACUGCAGGGGUAUUUUUGUUAAAAUCUUUCAAGGCGAGUAAGUGAACAAAGGAUUUUUUUUCGGAUUUUUAUGUUAUUUGGAAUGCAGGUGGCUUAAAUGGAUAUUUACACGAAUUAGAUGUACAUUAUGUAAA